AUGGGAUAUCCUCUCCUCUCUUGGGGGCUUGGGGUUGGUGAAAUAUUUUUUUGGCAAGAUAAAUGGCUUGGUAAUGAAUCGAUUGAUAAUAUUCUUAAUACUUCUUCCGUGUCCACGCUUAAAGUUAACUCUUUUUUCAGUAACAAUUGUUGGGUUAUUCACAAGAUUUCGAGUGAGGUUCUGGAUUGCAUUAGGGAGCGGAUCAUUAAGGUGCCUAUUAAUAAUCACUCCAAGGAUAUUCUUAUGUUUAAUGCUUCCAAAGAUGGUAAAUUCUCUCUUAAAAGUGCUUGGAAUGCCUUUAGGAAUAAAGGUGACUGUCAGAGUAUUUUUACUAAAAUUUGGCAUAAGAAUAUCCCUAACACUAUUUCUAUUUUUGUUUGGAGAGCCUUACAUAAGUUUCUUCCUACGGAUGAUAACAUGAUUUAUAAGGGGCUUAGUCUUGCUUCCAAAUGUCAAUGUUGUUUACACACUGAGAACUUUCAUCAUGUUCUGAUUUCGGGUCCUGUUGCUGUGAGGACGACGUGGGUUUAUUUUGAUGAUCUUUUCAAACUUAAUUGCUUUAACUAUCAUCUUCCUCUUAAAGUUUAUUUGAAUUGUUGGUUGGUUAACGUUAAAGGUCAUAUUCGUAAUGUUAUUCCUUGUCUGAUCUUAUGGUUCCUUUGGUUGGAGAGAAACAACUCCAUUUUUAACGGUGUGAAGAUGGAUCAUUUGAAUGUCAUUCAGAAAGUUAAAGAUAAGGUGGCGGCUCUUUUGGCUGUUAAUUUGAUUUCUACAAAGGAUUUUAAAAACUAUUUAUCUGUUUUUGAUACUUUAGGUGGUUCCAUGGAUCCUUCGAUUCCUCUUGUGCAUACUUUUAAAUGGAACAAACCUCCUCAUAACUUUUACAAAUUAAAUAUUGAUGUUAGUAUUAAGGGUAAUGUUGCUGGUUUUGGUGGGGUGAUCAGGGACAGCAAAGGCUUUCUCAUUGCUGCCUUUGCGAGGCCUCUAAAAAAUGUUGAUUACCUGCAAGCUGCCAUUUAUAAGGCCAUCCUUUAUGGUUGUCAUCUGUGCAACAACAUCAAUGUUGUUAAUUUGUUUAUUGUAGUCAUCGAUUCCGUUAAUCUUUCUCUGUUUUCUGUGGAGGAGGAUGCUUGUUGUAAUGCUAACUGCUUCUAUCUUAUCCGUGAGAUCAAACAUUGCCUGUUGGGUUUAAAUUACUCUUUUCUGCAUAUUGUGAAUGGUAGUAACGUUUGUGCUAUUUGGCUGGCUCGUUUGGGCUGUGUGCUCAAUGAGAAUAAGGAUUUUGUUUGGGAUAAUUGUCCUAAACAGCUUAAGGGUUAUCUGAAACUUGAAGAGAAGGAGGUUCCUUCUGUUAUUUACUAA
This is a messenger RNA of Dendrobium catenatum, 1362 nucleotides long. RefSeq lists its product as uncharacterized. The transcript has a single exon. Lineage: Eukaryota; Viridiplantae; Streptophyta; Magnoliopsida; Asparagales; Orchidaceae. The coding region runs from base 1 to 1362 and encodes 453 amino acids. The record is from RefSeq and is a predicted model, not a curated record. Gene Ontology annotation, molecular function: nucleic acid binding; RNA-DNA hybrid ribonuclease activity.